UACAGUAUAUCACAUGUCAAAACUACGACAUCGUUCCCGGUCUUUUGCGUUUGCGUAUAACCUGAAUUACUUAGUAACCUUAUUGUUGUUUUCAUAUUUUUUUAAUUUUACUUUAGAUAGUUUUAGAUAGCUUAUUGUUGUUUUAUCCGUAAUAAUAUAAUGAAAAAAAUAUCUCAAAUAUAAUCAUAUUUUUUAUCGAUGAAUCUAGAUUAUAAAAGAAAUUAACAAUGAGCUAUCAAAUACGACGUUUAAUUCACAAAGAGAUUUUCAAAUAUGCUGACAUUCCUGAAAAAAUAUUUUCAUGGCAUAUGUGCCUUGAACGUAACACAAAUAACAGAUUUACAUUUGAAUUUCCUAUAAAAACAAACGCUUAUAAUUUUGAGAAUCAUAUACACAAAGUUAUUAAUAAGAAAUGGGAUAUUCCACUGAAAAAUUUUAAAUUGAAGAAAAAAGAUAACAAUAACAUUGCUUCAAUCGAUAUUGAAAGAGAUUUCUUUAUUAAAGCAAUAUUACAGAGCAAUUCAUUCAAAAUUGUUGCUCCAUCUCUGCCAUACAAUACCAAGAAAAUUGUUGUUGAGUUUAGUUCACCAAAUAUCGCAAAACCUUUUCAUGUUGGCCAUUUACGCUCAACAAUCAUAGGAAAUUUCAUUUCGAAUAUUAAUAAAUUUUUUAAUAACAAUAUUAUCAAGUUAAAUUACUUAGGUGAUUGGGGCACUAAUAUAGGUUUAAUUAUAUUGGGUAUGAAUUUAGUUAAUAAACCUGAUGAAAUUAUUAAAAAUAAUCCAAUAGAAGAACUAUACAAUGCUUACGUUUACGCUAACAAACUAGCUGAAACUGACGACCAAAUUUUGGAUCAAGCGAGGGAAAUUUUUCGUCAAUUAGAAAAUGGAAAUGAUGGUUAUUUUAAUCAAUGGCAACAUUUUAAAGAAUAUACUGUCAACGAGUUGGAAAAAACUUACAAUCGUAUUGGUGUAGAAUUUAGUGAAUAUAACUGGGAAUCUUCAUAUAACCGUACUAAUAUUGACCCCGUACUAAAACUUAUGGCUGAUUCUAAGAUUCUUACAACAGAUUCAAAAGGUAGAAAAGUUGUAUCUCUUAAUGAUAGACUUAUUCCAAUAAUGAAAAGUGACGGUUCAACCUUAUAUAUAGUUAGAGAUGUUGCUGCUGCUAUUGAACGUGCCAAUAAGUAUAGUUUUGAUGAUAUGUACUAUGUCGUUGAUUCAUCACAGCAUAAUCAUUUUACAAGCUUAAAAAGUAUUUUUACCAAAUUAAAUAUGAGUUUGGCAAAUAAUAUACAUCAUAUACAAUUUGGUAAAAUAAUAGGAAUGAGUACUAGAAAAGGUACUGCUGUAUUUUUAAAUAAUUUUUUGGAUGAAGCUUAUGAGGUCGUUAAAAAAAAACAACAACUGCUAAACACCACGAAAGCUAACCCUGAUUCAAAUGAUCAAAGCACUGACAUACUAGGAAUAUCGGCUAUAAUUAUUAAUGACCUGAAACAAAGGCGUCUUCGAGAUUAUAAUUUUGACUGGGAUACAUCAUUAGAUAUGAAAGGAGAAACAGGAAUAAAGUUGCAGUACACGCAUUGUCGACUAGCCAAUUUAAAAGAUAAUUGUUGUGAAGUAACUGUACCAGAUAAAUGCGACCCGUCUUUAUUAAAAGAACCAAUUGUCGACGAACUAAUUAGAAUUAUUGCCCAAUUUGAUGAAGCAGUCAUCGCUUCUUACCAAACGCUAGAAGCAUGUUAUCUUGUAAAAUAUCUGUUUAACUUAAGCCAUGCAGUAAACAGAACACUGGAACAAUUAAGAGUAAAAGAUCAACCAAAAGAUAUAGCUUCACAACGGCUUCUACUUUAUGAAGUUUCAAAAAAUAUUCUCAACACAGGAAUGAAACUAUUAGGAUUAAGGCCAUUAAAUAAAAUGUAAGAAUACUAAUUUUUCAACAAAACUUUUCCUACUCAUAAUUUUUUUUCUCUAUGUAGCUGUUUAUUACGAUAAAAUAGCUAUGUAUACAUAUUGAUAGUACAAAACUUUAAAAAAAUAACUUAUACUAUUGAUAUUAACUGUCUAAUUCAUAGUAGACUAUUCAUUAGUAGCAACAAAUGCUGAAUAGUAGAGAUCUCUACUAUUUAUAUUUAAAUAUAUCUGAUUUUACACGUUUAUGUAUGCUAUAAAAAUUUUGUUGAAGUUAA
Cotesia glomerata is the source of this 2188-nucleotide messenger RNA. RefSeq names its product probable arginine--tRNA ligase, mitochondrial (gene ArgRS-m). Gene Ontology annotation, cellular component: mitochondrion. The transcript has 5 exons. The coding region runs from base 228 to 1922 and encodes 564 amino acids. The record is from RefSeq and is a predicted model, not a curated record. NCBI's taxonomy places the organism in Eukaryota, Metazoa, Arthropoda, Insecta, Hymenoptera, Braconidae. Gene Ontology annotation, molecular function: ATP binding; arginine-tRNA ligase activity. Gene Ontology annotation, biological process: arginyl-tRNA aminoacylation; mitochondrial translation.